AUGAACAUCAUAAGGAAGUUUAUGGAGUCGGGGUCCAAACCUGAGGUGGUCAGUAUCCCGUCGGGGCAGCUGUAUCUGACGCGGUCGCGGCAGUCGCCGAAGUCAUCGAGCGAGUGUUUGUAUAACGACGCCACCGUCACGGUGCGUGCGUGCGCACGGUAUGCGUACGAGCUAGUGGUUCGCAAACAGGCAGAGGAGGAGCUGACCCCUGGCGCGGAGGACGACGACGAGGACGAUGGGCUGAGCGAAUUGUCCGGGCAGUCCACGGAGGACGAGUGGGUGUUCCGGCUCGACGAGACGCUGCGGUUGCACCGGCGAUGGAACAAGAGCGGCGAGUUGACAGUGGUGUGGCGCAACACGAAGGGCGACUGCGGCGAGAAGUUCCAAUUUGUGGUGAACUCUGACAUACCGCUGGGGGACGUGGAGGACUUUCUGGAGACUGUGUAUCGAUGCGAGUACGAGGCCAAGUACCGGCGGCUUGCCUCGGAGGCGACUGAGCAGGACUUGAAGCAGUUUGACUUUUCGUACCUUGCGAAUCACGACUCUGCGGUGUUCUUCAGCGACGACGAGACCGAGGUGCGCGAGCCGGAAUUCCUUUCCGCGCAAAUGGGAGCACUUGCGAUUUCGGAUGACGACAGUGAUGAAGACCCCGAUCUGUACGAGGAUGCGCUAGAUGAGCCACAGCCGAGACUGCACACGAAUCCGCCGGGCGUGGUCCGCUUUCUGCAAUAUGGAGACUUGUCGGUGUACGACCCGAUGACCGGGCGUUACGCUCUGCAGGAGCGGAAUGUCAACGUGGCGCUGCUACAGGAUAACAAGCAUCGUUACGUAUACAUCGAAGGGUCUGAAAUAAUUCUUGCUGUUGAGACGCUGCCAGAGGUGAAUCCUUUCCUAGAGGUGGGCAUAAGGAGCUUUCUCUUCAAUUAUACACACGAGGGUAUUGUAUUGUCCUACAAGGUGAAAUUCAAGAAUGCGGCAGCAUUCACCCACUUCCACCUCCACUGGACUAUUGCCCUGUGGGAAAUGUCCACAGGACAAAAGUGGUCAGACCUCAGCGAGACGGAACAGAACUACAUUCUAUACUCCACCUCGGGCAAGAAUGAAGAACUAGACGUAUUCUUGGAAGAGCCAGAGAACCAGAACGAUACACUUGGUGAUGCUCAGAUAGGGACCGACGAGCAAGAAGAGGAAGAGGAAGAAGAGGCAGAAGGCUCCAAUCUGCUUAUAUCGUCAUCAAGCUUUGGUGAUGACGAGUACGAUGAGCGCAGAGCAGAACGGGAAUACGAAGAGUCUACUUCAAAUGUGGGCAAUAAGGCACUUGCGGUGGGGUUCAAAAGCGACCGUACAUUCGUGCUGCGUGGUGAUAAGAUUGGCGUCUUCAAGACGUCUGAUGCUGAUUCGCUGGAUUUCGUUACUGCAAUCAACGAGGUGUCCGAUAUCAAAGGCAAUGUGCUCAACCCAAAUAGCGCUAUGCUGUAUACUGAAGACCGUGCCUUGAUAUUACAGGAUGAAAAUCACAAAGAGAGGCUAUUCAAGAUGGAUCUUGAGAGAGGCAAGGUGGUUGAAGAGUGGGUUGCAGGGGGACGUGACGUUCUCCAGAUCGGUCCCAAUAAAAAGUUUGAUCAACUCACAAGCGAGCAAACAUUCUUAGGUAUUGCACCCAACAGCGUUUUCCAGAUGGAUCCAAGGCUCAGUGGCCAAAAUAAGGUGGUGUCAUCAUCGGAUUACAGUUAUAGUUCUGUAAGAGAUCUGCGCUCCUUGUGUACAACCCAGCUCGGAUAUGUUGCGGUUGGCUCCAACAAGGGCGAAAUUAGGCUUUAUGAUAAACUCGGGAAGAGGGCAAAAACUUUGAUUCCUGCUCUAGGUGAGCCGAUUAGACAUUUAUGCGCUUCUGCUGAUGGUAAAUGGUUACUAGCAACAUGCAAGAGCUCUAUCCUUCUAUUUGACACUGAGGUGAAGGAGGGGCGGAAUGCUGGGGCUCUUGCAUAUCAAAAAUCCUUCUCCCAGGGAGCGUUACCCCAGUGCUACGUGUUAAAGGUUGAUCCAUCUACUGCCAUUUACAUGCAGACUGAAACUGGUGCCCCAAUCGAGUUUACGAAGGCAACCUUCAAUACUGGCUUAGAUACAAAAGAACAGACGAUUACGACAUCUACAGGCCCUUUUGCAAUGGUAUGGCCAAUUAAGAGCAUCCUACAGGGGAAGAAAACGCCCUACGUCAUAAAGAAAUAUCACUCCAACGUUACAGAAGAAAGCUUCAAGUUUGGUUCUGAUCGGAAUGUCAUAGUUGCGUUGAAGGACGAUAUCUCCAUGGCGAAGAAGAAAUCCUUCAGGGCGCCCUCUAGGGCCAUGCUCACAAAAAUGGGGAAGCAAAAGUCGCGGAAGGCUUCGAAAGAAUAG
Molecule: messenger RNA, 2397 nt
Organism: Eremothecium gossypii ATCC 10895
Lineage: Eukaryota; Fungi; Ascomycota; Saccharomycetes; Saccharomycetales; Saccharomycetaceae
Gene: VID27
Product: Vid27p
Exons: 1
Coding region: 1-2397 (798 amino acids)
Cellular component (GO): cytoplasm; nucleus
Molecular function (GO): protein binding
Source: RefSeq, marked provisional